Messenger RNA from Aricia agestis (brown argus), 522 nucleotides. RefSeq lists its product as uncharacterized. Lineage: Eukaryota; Metazoa; Arthropoda; Insecta; Lepidoptera; Lycaenidae. The coding region runs from base 60 to 503 and encodes 147 amino acids. The record is from RefSeq and is a predicted model, not a curated record. The transcript is spliced from 5 exons.
CGGCCGCGCGCGUCCGCGGUCGCCGAUGUCACGGAAUACGCGCCAAGCCGGAGACCAAAAUGGGUUGCGGCUCAUCAGGCAACGUGGUAGCGUCAGCACCGCCGGACGGUAACGGUACCGUCGGCAACGGCGCCCACCACGACGACCUGCCCACCGUGGUGCUGCCGGACACACCACCGGUGCCUAAAGCACCGAUCGCUUACGAAAUACCGCUCGAAGAGUUCGAUGGUCCCCGGAAGAGCAGCCCCCCGCCACACCUGCAGCGGCUCCUGCAGCCCCCCGCACCCCCCAGCCUGCCCGACAUUCAGGACAGGCUGGCUGAAGCGGAACAAAGAAGACUGACGAUUUUGCAACAGAGAGCGGCGUCUGCGCAGAAACGGGCGCAGAAAGUUAUCAGACCUAUAGAGACAGACAAAAUUGCUAACGGACAUGAUCUGGGUAAGGUGAGCAACGUGGUGACCAUCUCCCCGCAGCCGGGCGAGUGCGAAGACAAGAACAUAUGACACUGAAUACAACAUCAUC